GGAAAUCUCUGGAAACAGGGUUAAGGAAGAGGACACCAUAAGCUCUGUCCUCCUGUCCUUUCUUCCUACACCAUGUGGAAGAACAGACAGGCUCUGCCAUGUCUCAUUUUAGUUCUUCUUGUCUUUCUGCCUUCUGCAUCCUCAUUCCAUUCAGAUCCGAAGUAUAUGGUGCUGGUCCCUUCCCAGCUCCACACUGAGACCCCUGAGAAAAUCUGCCUCCAUCUAUACCAUCUGAAUGAAACAGUGACGGUCAGAGCCACCUUGCAGUCCAGCUGGGGAAACAGAAGCCUGUUCAAUGAGCUUGUGGUCGACAAGGACUUGUUCCGCUGUGUUUCCUUUACUCUCCCCAGACUUUCUCUUUCUGAGGAGAAGGUGUCCCUCUCUGUCCACACCAAAGGGCCAACACAUGAAUUCAGCAAAAAGACGGUGGUGCUGGUGAAGAACAAAGAAAGCGUUGUCUUUCUCCAGACAGACAAACCAGUGUACAAGCCAGGACAGUCAGUCAACUUUAGGGUUGUCUCUGUGGAUAAAAAUCUACACCCCCUGCGUGAGUUGUUUCCUGUGGUUUACAUUGAGGAUCCAAAAACGAACCGAAUUAUGCAGUGGCAGAAUAUCAACACAGAGAAUGGGCUUAAGCAACUGUCCUUCAGUCUGUCUCUGGAGCCCAUUCUGGGCUCCUACAAGAUAGUGAUACAAAAACAAACAGGAGUGAAGAAAGAGCACUCCUUCACCGUGGAAGAAUUCGUGCUUCCCAGAUUUGAAGUUCAAGUAAAGGUCCCAAAGGCCAUCUCUGUGCAAGAUGAAAAAAUAAAUGUAACAGCAUGUGCAGUAUAUACCUAUGGGAAGCCUGUCCCAGGACAUGCAAAGAUAAGUAUAUGCCGUAAAUAUCUGUACUUGGGCGUUGAGAGAGAGACUGGAUGCAAAGAAGUCAGUUACCAGCUAGACAAAAAUGGCUGCAUCACACAAGAAGAAGACAUCACUGUGUUCCAAUUAAAGGAAAAAUAUUAUGGCAUGCAGCAUCUUCAUGUGAAUGCAAAUGUUAUAGAAGAAGGGACAGGAUUCGAGUUCAGUGGAUCUGGAACAACUAAAAUUGAAAGAACCACAACCAAACUUGUAUUUGUGAAAGUGGAGUCACACUUUAGACCUGGGAUUCCAUUCCUUAUGAAAGUUCGCUUAGUGGAUGUCCAGGACGUUCCUCUCCCAAAUGAAAAAGUCUUCAUCAAACCACAUGAAGCUGAUAUCAGUGCUGCUAUCACUGAUCAACACGGCCUGGCAGAAUUCUCCAUCAACACCACCAGCAUUGAGAGUUCUUCCCUCACUAUCAAA
This is a messenger RNA of Psammomys obesus (fat sand rat), 1326 nucleotides long. Its product is annotated as murinoglobulin-1-like. Gene Ontology annotation, molecular function: endopeptidase inhibitor activity. The record is from RefSeq and is a predicted model, not a curated record. Lineage: Eukaryota; Metazoa; Chordata; Mammalia; Rodentia; Muridae. The transcript is spliced from 11 exons. The annotation marks the transcript as partial.